AUGGCAUCUCCCACUUUGUUUCGUACUAACGGAACACUUUCAUGCCCUCUCUUCAAAACAUGGUGCUAUGUCGUUACAAUGUACGAGGAAGACACCUUCCACUUCUUGGACGACAGAAUUGAUACAAGCGGUGUUCACUGCGUAGACGCCAACCAAAUAUCCUAUCAUCUUAUUGGAGACCAAAAUGGUGACGGCUUUUAUAACCACUACUAUGAGAUCGCGUUAAGCGUCACCCACAAUUGUACUACCAAACGUCACAACAUCAGAACUAUUCGCAACAAAGUGUAUUACGCCAAGAUCACAUCCGAAGAAGUCUUCCAUAACUGGAACGUCCAACUAAUCGAUGAGGGAGAACGUGUUCCUGACUUCGAAUGA
This is a messenger RNA of Caenorhabditis remanei, 375 nucleotides long. RefSeq lists its product as uncharacterized. The record is from RefSeq and is a predicted model, not a curated record. The transcript is spliced from 4 exons. NCBI's taxonomy places the organism in Eukaryota, Metazoa, Nematoda, Chromadorea, Rhabditida, Rhabditidae. The coding region runs from base 1 to 375 and encodes 124 amino acids.